This is a messenger RNA of Monosiga brevicollis MX1, 4170 nucleotides long. RefSeq lists its product as uncharacterized. The transcript is spliced from 27 exons. The record is from RefSeq and is a predicted model, not a curated record. Gene Ontology annotation, molecular function: protein binding. The coding region runs from base 1 to 4170 and encodes 1389 amino acids. NCBI's taxonomy places the organism in Eukaryota, Choanoflagellata, Craspedida, Salpingoecidae.
AUGCAAUCGACAGACUUUAUUCAGAGCACCGAUUUGGACGCCAUUGGCGCCGCUGCCGGUGCUUUGAGCAUCAUCAGUGAAGUUCAAAACACCGACAUCGGUCCCUUGGACGACUUUGUCGGCAAGCAUUUGGGGAGCAGCCAUCAGGUCGUCGAUGAUGAAAUCUUUGACGGCUUUGGUGAUAGCGACACGGAUGCUGGUCGACCUUAUUGCCGAGCCAAAACUCACCUUUGGUCACCUUUGUGCUCUCUCUACCAGCGUCGCUCCGAGUCCGUCAGCAGCUUUGGAUCGACCAACAACAAUGCGUCCAUUGUGGUCACCCGCCGACGCAGCUCAAGUGGAGCCGAGACCCGUCGCCGCCAGCUCAAGCGUCGCUCGUCCUCCCUAAGCGGUCUCAAGCACGAUGUCGUAUCCGAACUCAACUCCUCCCGUCAAACCCCUUCCUCGUUGGAUUAUCGACUCCCGAAAAAAGUUGAAGACUACGAAUGCCUGCUUGAUCCCGAAAUUAUCCUCCAGGCAUGCCACGACAACGCCACCUGCCCAAGCCUGGGGCUCGCUGCCCAGGUGUCCACGCCCAAUGAAAACACGCCAACUGAGCUGAUUGAGCGCAUUGCUGCCGCCCCCUCACUCAACAAAGUGAUCAAACGUCGCAGCAAGCCUUCGCGCAAGAGCACCAAAACCACUCAUCCCAUGCGCGAUCGCGAAUCAACAAGCUCAUUCCAAGUCAUUGACGAAUUGAUUGAGUUUGUCGAAUCCACCACAGUACCCUUGGACGAAGUAGAUCAUCUUGGUCGAACGGCCAUCUUCAUGGCAGCGGAAAAGAACUUGGCCGACGUCAUCCACGCGCUCGCCAAGCGAGGCGCGUCCGUCAAUAAAGCCAAUACCCUCGCCCUUUUGAUUUCUGGUCGCUGCAAUAUCAACCUACGUGUUGCCGAGGGUGCCGAGACGGCCUUGAUUCAUGCAUUGCUCUUCAAGUCGUCGUACGAUUUGCAUGCUUCCAUCAAGGUGCUCACACCUUUUUGCCCCGACCUCAACGUGCGCAUGGAAGAUGGCAUGCAUGCCAUCAAGGCAGCCGUCCUCCGCCACGUGCGGGCCAACGACACCCUGGCACUCCUCUUGACCUCUACCAGCCUGCCGGCUGUGCAAGGCAGCAUUUUAAAUGAGCCCGUUGAAAUCAAAACCAAGAGCAAGACCCCUGUCUAUUGGUUUUUCGAUGCCAAGAGCUAUGAUGCUACCUUUGGUCUCUUACAGCUCGGCGCUGAUCCAUCGGAGCGAGCUGCCGACACGGAUCCCAUGCUCCAUCGCGCCAUAUCGGCUCGGCGCCUCGACAUUGUUUUGAUGCUUCUGGAAGCCGCGUCCAGCUACAAGAACUCUGGCCUGCGCCAUGAAGCCAACCGCCUCGGUUUUCAUCCACUCAUUUGGACAUGCCUUGAUCUGGAUCCACUUUUUGUGCGCACCGUCGUCAGCGCGUACACUCGUCUGGGUGAAGAGAUCGUCGACGUCCGCGUGCCAGACGUUCCCAAAUUUCCCAAGGGCGAAAGUCACAUGAGCCCCAACAACUCACUCCUCAUGGAGCUCACCCGUCGAGGCUUCGUGGAAGCUGCCUUUGUCCUUCGGGACUAUUACCGAGAACAAGAGAUUCCUUUUGUCCAGACUGCUUCGGAAGAACCUACGGCUCGAGAAGUGAACAUCAACGAGCAAGAUGGGCUCGGCCGCUCACUUGUCUGGCACGCAGGCUGUCGCUUCUAUCGCUGGAGUCGCGUUGCUUUGUUGGAAUGGCUGUUGGAUGAGGGAGCUGAUGUGCACUUGGCAGACGCCGAGGGUGUCACGCCGUACAUGGCAGCGGCUCGCAACAACAACGUUGAAGGCCUUUUCCGCUUGGUCAACGUCCCAUGCCGCUACGAUGCAAAUGUGCAAUGGCAGCCUCCAGCCCAUCGCAGCACACCGCUGACGACCGAGCAGGUCAACUCAAGGGAUGGACGUGGACGUACCAUGCUUUGGUAUGCCUGUCUUCACCAAAACGUGAUCAUGGUCCACUAUCUCCUGCGUUACUGCGCGGCCGAUCCAAACAUUAAAUGCGACAAGGGCCGAACUUGCAUCUUCCUUGCAACACGCAAUGUCAAGCGUGGCAACUGGCCGCUGGUUAAACUUUUGCACAACUGUGGAGCACACUUGGACGUGCGCGACAGCAAGGGGCUGCAUCUUGCAGACUAUGCUUUCAUGACGGAAUUUGAGUAUGAGGAUCGCCCCAUGGUAGAUUUGCUUUUGGCCAACGACGCGUUCAACCCGUGCUUGGCUGUGUCAGCGCUGAUUGCCGUCGAAACAGCCCAUGAAGAUGACUACGCUGCUGCCUGGGAUGGCAUCAAGCACGGCUUUUGGUCAGCCAUGGGAAUCAUCCUACCCGGCACCGGCCCCCUGUGGGAUAAGUGGUGCCGCACCGACCGUCCUCUCUUCAAUGCCUACGCUGUGGCCUGCGCCAAGGUACCCUAUGCCAAAUAUCGCAUCCUGGACCGGGCCGAGGCCAUGUACGAGGGCCACGGCGAUUUGCUAGCCUCGGAGCGCAAAGCAAAAGCCGCUACAGCAGGCAUGAAGUUUAGCGCCUUUCUGCUCAAAAUGGGUCUGUCGGGUGCCAUGAGCAUGGCAGGCGUCGGAGACAUUGGGCUGGAUGGUGCGUUGGGUGGUCUCUUGGACUCUGCCCUUGAUGCUGCCUUUGAGCUCAUGGGUGAGUAUGGCGAGACGCUCAGUGAGGCUUGGAAUACCUUUCAAGAGCUGGGCGGCGAGGAUGCCAUCCAAGCUAUCUUGGGUGGCAGUCGUCGUCACAAUCCAUCCGCCCACAGUGCCAGCGGCUGGUUUGGCGAGGCUGCCGUCUCGCAAACGUUCAAGGGAGGCAAAUACGAGAAAGAGAUCAAGACGUUAAAGGAGCCAAAGGUCAAGAAGACCGAGCUGCGCAAGCUGCGUAUUGGUGAGCGUAUUUACGACCCGGCCACGGGUGACACCCUCUACGUGUGCGACACUUACCGCCAGGACAAGAAGCGCCGGUACCUCACGGCAACCAUGAAGUUGGCUGCACUUUGCACGCAGCCCAUGGAGCUUUCCUGGGGCAUUGUCAUCGAGGAUAAGCGCGUCCAAAGUCUCGAUGUUGAUGCGCCCAAGCCCCGUGGACUCCUCAAAUUUAGUGCCCGACUGUUUCCUGAGCAAGAGAAGCUUGUUGUGACGGUGCACGAAGCGACGGAGGUUAAAGCCUCCAAGAAAAGCCCGUUUGUGGUGGCACGCUUCCUGUAUACGCGACCAGUGGACAAGCGGGCCAAGCAGAUCAAGGGCAAGGACAUGCGAACCGAGGUCGAUCCCGAGAAAAAGUGGGAGCACACCUUUACCUACUUUGGCAUUGCCCCCGAUGUGGUUCAGCAAGACUACCUCCUGCUUGACUUGCGAAAUGGCAACGCGCGCAAGCCCGUGGGCAGUGUGGCUAUCCCACUCAAGGAGCUGGCUCUGACUGAAUUUACCGAGGUGGUGCUGGCCCUUGAGCGUGAGGCUGACUUUGGCGAGGAUGAGGAAGACGCAAAUGACGAUGAUUUGCCGGAUAACACAUCCAGCUACGCAUUCAUGCCCAAGCUCCAGCAAGAUUUGAUUGACAUUGUCGACUCUCGCUUUGAGCAGGGCCCCGGCGAAUUUGGCGGCUGCCUGCCGCCUUCCCUGCCCACCGUCACCGAGCUGCAACUGCCCGUGCCGGCACAGUAUGAAGAGCUUUGGUUAAAAACUUACAACAAGAAGCUAGCACGCUACCAAGCGCGUCUUGAGCAAGUCAUUGCUACUUAUGCCAAGGAGCACAUCAAGCGGGUGGAGCAAAAGUUUCUCAAGGAUGGCAAGUACACGGAAAAGGCGCUCAUCAAGCGGCAACAACGAUACCGCAAUCAAAUGAGCAAGGCGCGAAACAAUGCGGUCAAGAAGUCGGGGCUUGUCCUUUCACAGUCGACAGCGGACGAUCAGACGCGGCGCGAGGAAGAGAUGGCGUCAUCGCGCAUUUCGGAUGAAGUCAAGCUCCGCCAAUAUCUUGCGGCUUCAACGGCCGCGCGCCUGCACACGGCGUGCCUGUUGGCUUUGCACCAGCAUGUGCUCAAGCUGAGUCGCAAGCUGUCGGGUAUUACUCACCGCCUGGUGGAACAGGUGUGA